Molecule: messenger RNA, 1092 nt
Organism: Drosophila serrata
Lineage: Eukaryota; Metazoa; Arthropoda; Insecta; Diptera; Drosophilidae
Source: RefSeq, a predicted model, not a curated record
AUGGCGGUCUGGCGCGGCCGGAGGCUGUGCGCCAUGGCGAUGGCCUGGCUCACGCUCCUCACGGUGUCCCAUUCGGUGCGCAUCACCAACCUGCGGGUGCCGCACACCUACACUUUGGUGCGUGACCGGGAACCCGAUCCCUUGGUCCUGGACUGUGAAGUGGAGAUCGGAGCGGGGGAGCAGGGAUUCGUCCUGAAGUGGCUGUUCAACAAUCACUCCAUCUACCAGUGGAUACCCUCCGUCAAAGGAUUCGCCAUGGGCUUCAUGAAGUCGAAGAUAGACACCAAAAUAUUCGCCAUGGAGGGCAGUCCCGGUGUUAUAUCGAUAAAGAAUCCCGACUGGAACAUGACGGGGGAGUACACGUGUGCGGUGCAGACCUUUCAGACCACGGAUAAGCGGAGUGCCCGCUUGCAAAUAAUCGUUCCUGAGUCGGAUUUCAUGCUGGAGGCGCGGAUGGGUGUCGCGCGUACGGACGUGGACAUUAUGUGUGCGGUCCAGCACGUCUUUCCGCAACCUAUGUUGUCGGUCAUGUUUGACACUCACAUACUGGAGUCGGUGCUAACGCAGUUGGACCAGGACCCCAGUGGCCUCUAUAGCAUGACCGUGCGCACGCGCAUUCCUAGAGAUCAACUCGAAUCCCCCACCCCGAUCACCUGUGCUUUCAUCCUGAUUGGCACGAACUAUACCAAACGUAGAGAGACUAUUUUUUAUGAUAAGGCCUCAACUAUACAACGCAAAUGGACAACGGUCGCCGUAGUAAUGUCCAUCGCAUCCCUAGCUCUAAGCAGUUAGUUUGGUAGUGUCCUUCGAUGUAGGCUAUAUUGGUUUUUUAUAUAUUUUGAUGACUAGAAUAUUUGAUGAUAUUUCAUUUUUAAAUAGACUUUUAACGGAUAAACGUAAUUUUUUGCGGUAUUUUAAAAAAAAGCGCUUAUUUUGUACAUGCAUGUAAUGUCUAAGGGAAACGAAACACAAAUAAACAAGAAAACACCACAUACAAAAAAACCAAACUCAAAAUGCGAAAGCAAACGAACCCAUUAGAAACAAGAAAGAAAACACUCAUAACAAGAAAUUAUUGUAUUCAUAUACAUACGU